This is a messenger RNA of Vespula vulgaris, 760 nucleotides long. It is a transcript of the gene Trs20, whose product is annotated as probable trafficking protein particle complex subunit 2. Gene Ontology annotation, cellular component: TRAPP complex; nucleus; cytoplasm. The record is from RefSeq and is a predicted model, not a curated record. The coding region runs from base 256 to 678 and encodes 140 amino acids. The transcript is spliced from 3 exons. Gene Ontology annotation, biological process: endoplasmic reticulum to Golgi vesicle-mediated transport. Lineage: Eukaryota; Metazoa; Arthropoda; Insecta; Hymenoptera; Vespidae.
GCAUCAAUCGGUUACCUUCAGUUUUUCAGUGAUAUCUCUUCAUUGAUAUCCAGCUGAGGUUCUCUUAAUUUUUCCUAAGUGAUUCUCCAUUCGUUUCUAUUUUUAUUCGUUUGUACCGUACUCUGUAUUAUAAUAUAAUAGAAUAGAAUAUUUUUUGAUAUUUAUUACUAUUUAACUAAAUAUAUCCAAGAUAUUGAAUACAAAAAGAUUGCAAAAAAGAUAUUAAGAUUACAAAUGUAAAUAAAAGAAUAAAUUAUGACAGCAAAUUAUUAUUUUGCCAUUGUUGGACAUGCUGAUAAUCCAUUAUUUGAAAUAGAAUUUAAUAGUUCUACUAAAGAUGCAAAGAAAGAAGAUCACACACAUUUGAGCCAAUUUAUAGCUCAUGCAGCACUUGAUCUUGUAGAUGAACAUACAUGGAAAACAACAAAUAUGCAUUUUAAAGUUGUAGAUAAAUUUAACCAAUGGUUUGUAAGCGCAUUUGUAACAGCGACUCAUAUACGAUUUGUUAUGGUACAUGACAGUAAAAAUGAAGAUGGAAUAAAAAAUUUCUUCAAUGAAAUGUAUGAGACGUACAUAAAGUAUUCUAUGAAUCCUUUUUAUAAACUAAAUACACCUAUUAAAUCUGUUGGUUUCGAGAAAAAGGCACAGUUAUAUGGCAAAAAAUAUUUAUCUUCAUAAUGAUUUUUUAUUAUUAUGAUAACAAUAGUUCAUUUUUUAUAUUUUCAAUUUAUAUUAUUUAAAUACAAUAUAUAUCCUCUUA